AUGAAAACCAUCCAGGCAAAAAUGCACAAUUCUAUCUCUUGGGCAAUCUUCACGGGGCUGGCUGCUCUGUUUCUCUUUCAAGGAGUGCCCGUGCGCAGCGGAGAUGCCACCUUCCCCAAAGCGAUGGACAACGUGACGGUCCGGCAGGGGGAGAGCGCCACCCUCAGGUGCACCAUUGACAACCGGGUCACCCGGGUGGCCUGGCUCAACCGCAGCACCAUCCUCUACGCCGGGAAUGACAAGUGGUGCCUGGACCCCCGCGUAGUUCUCCUGAGCAACACCCAAACCCAGUACAGCAUCGAGAUCCAGAACGUGGACGUGUAUGACGAGGGCCCGUACACCUGCUCUGUGCAGACGGACAACCACCCCAAGACCUCCCGGGUCCACCUCAUCGUGCAAGUAUCUCCCAAAAUUGUAGAGAUUUCUUCAGAUAUCUCCAUUAAUGAAGGAAACAAUAUCAGCCUCACCUGCAUAGCAACGGGCAGACCGGAGCCCACGGUUACCUGGAGACACAUCUCCCCCAAAGCUGUGGGCUUUGUGAGUGAAGACGAAUACUUGGAAAUCCAGGGCAUCACCAGGGAGCAGUCUGGGGAUUACGAGUGCAGCGCCUCCAACGAUGUGGCUGCUCCCGUGGUGCGGAGAGUGAAGGUCACGGUGAACUAUCCACCGUACAUUUCCGAAGCGAAGGGGACAGGGGUCCCUGUGGGACAGAAGGGGACCCUGCAGUGUGAAGCCUCGGCAGUGCCCUCAGCAGAAUUCCAGUGGUACAAGGACGACAAAAGGCUGGCUGAAGGAAAGAAGGGGGUGAAAGUGGAAAACAGACCCUUCCUCUCAAAGCUCAUCUUCUUCAACGUCUCAGAACAUGACUAUGGGAACUACACGUGCGUCGCCUCCAACAGGCUCGGCCACACCAAUGCCAGCAUCACACUCUUUGAAGUGAAAUCUCCAGCCCUGACCCCUUGGAAAGGCCCUGGCGCCGUCAGCGAGGUGAGCAACGGGACACCGAGGAGGGCAGGCUGCCUCUGGCUGCUACCUCUCCUGGUCUUCCUCCUGCUCCAGUUUUGA
Messenger RNA from Pipistrellus nathusii (Nathusius's pipistrelle), 1065 nucleotides. NCBI's taxonomy places the organism in Eukaryota, Metazoa, Chordata, Mammalia, Chiroptera, Vespertilionidae. The record is from the annotation of a GenBank genome assembly.